Messenger RNA from Belonocnema kinseyi, 734 nucleotides. It is a transcript of the gene LSm3, whose product is annotated as U6 snRNA-associated Sm-like protein LSm3. Bases 153 to 464 code for a protein of 103 amino acids. The record is from RefSeq and is a predicted model, not a curated record. Gene Ontology annotation, molecular function: RNA binding. The transcript has 3 exons. Gene Ontology annotation, biological process: mRNA splicing, via spliceosome; P-body assembly. Gene Ontology annotation, cellular component: U4/U6 x U5 tri-snRNP complex; P-body; catalytic step 2 spliceosome. NCBI's taxonomy places the organism in Eukaryota, Metazoa, Arthropoda, Insecta, Hymenoptera, Cynipidae.
AAGCGACCUGGUCCUGGGUGAUGAGAAGAAAUGUAAAGGCUGCGAGCGAAGAUUAAAAUAUUCUCGAUUAUUUUGCUAAAUGGUCAUUAUUUAGUGACUCAAAUAGUAGUGGCGAUUUAUCUUUAUUUCAACAUUUAUUAAAAUAUCGGACAAUGGCGGAAGAAGCAGAACAAGCGCCGGCAAUUAAUGUUAAAGAACCUUUGGAUUUAAUAAGACUGAGCCUAGACGAGCGAAUUUACGUGAAAAUGAGGAACGAGAGGGAACUUCGAGGACGGUUACACGCCUACGAUCAGCAUUUAAACAUGGUCCUAGGAGAAGUUGAAGAAACCGUAACAACUGUAGAAAUCGAUGAAGAAACCUACGAAGAAGUCUAUCGCACAACAAAAAGAAACAUUCCAAUGCUCUUUGUUCGAGGUGAUGGUGUUAUUCUCGUUUCUCCACCUAGUAUGCGACCCACGGUUUAAGAUUUUUCUACCCAUGUUUCGUAUAAGGUCGGUUUUUCUAUGCAAAUUUAGUUUCGCUUCAUAAAAAAUUUAUUUUCUACGCAUUUAAGUUUAUUUAAAUUUAGCAACAAAAAAAAAGUUUAUUUGUAAAUGAAGGAAACUGUUUGUUUAAAAGAUUCAGUUUAUCAAAUCUUGAAUCAUCAGAUGAUUCUAGAGAAUCAUCAAUAAUAAUCUACGUACUGACGAUUGUACAAAAAAAAACAUAGAAUAAAAUUAACAAACUUACAAGUA